AUUAAGGGUGUUUUUUUUCUAUUUCACACGUGGGUAGUGAACAGCACUGAGCAACAUGGCUGCGUGCAAUGUGGAAGAGCUGUUGGCUAAAGCUGAGCAAGAAGAGGCAGAAAAACUGAGAAGUAUCUCCGUCCACAAAGAGUUGGACCUAGAGUUUGACGUCGGUAACCUUCUGGCGUGUGACAAAAACCGCAUUGAGUCAAGGGACCUCAGGGAGCAGAAGAAAGAGGACUUCUUGCGGUCUUUAGCUCGUGAUAACACACAGCUUCUCAUCAACGAGAUCUGGAAACAACCCACGCAAAGGGUCGAGGAAGCGAUAGUGGCCAAAUUACCGGACCCGACGACCCCGCUGCCCAGAGAGAAGCCGCCUCCGAAGCCCAAACCUCCGACGAAAUGGGAGCAGUUCGCCAAACUAAAGGGCAUUCAGAAGAAGAAGAAGACCAACUUAGUUUGGGAUGAAACAGCGAAGGAGUGGAAGAGGCGCUGGGGCUACAAGAGGGCUAACGAUAACACCAAGGAAUGGCUUAUUGAAGUGCCGGAGACCGCAGACCCAAAUGCGGACCAGUUCGCCAAACGCGUCACAGCCAAGAAGGAGAGAGUGGCCAGAAACGAGCUCAACAGGCUGAAGAACAUCGCCAGGGCGCAGAAAGUCAAAGUCCCAGGUGUGGGACUGACCCCCACAGCACAGCAGUCCAAAAACGAGCUCGCCAGAGCCGUGAGUGUGGCCAAAACCUCCACAGCAUCCGUGGGGAGGUUCCAGGACCGGCUGCCCAAAGAGAAACCACCAAAGAACACAGGCAAGAAGAGGAAGUUUGAGCCCCUCAUCAGUGACUUUUCUAAUGAGAGGCAGAAGCAGCUGGAGCUUCUGAAAAUCAUGGACAGCAAGAAGCCAAAGUUGGACAUCACCAAGGCUGUCAAUAAACAGAUGAGAGAGGAGGACAGGGAGGAGGCCACAGCUAAAUACAAGAAGGGAGCAGGGAAGAAAGGAAGCAAAGGCAACAUGUCAGGAAAAGGCAAAGGAAAGGGUGGGAAAGGGAAAGGGAAAGGAAAGGGAGGUAGAGCAGGAGCAGCAGCAGGAGGAGGAGGACAGAAGAAGAGAUCUAAACCUGGAAAGCACUGAGGACUCUCACCUCCUGUGUCCUGCUUCAUUAGGUUGUGCCUUGGGAUCAAAGCGUUGGUCUUGACAUUCAUGAUGCCAUAUGAAAUGACUGUUUGAUUCACCUGUGAAUGAUGGGUGUGAUGUUGUGACUGUCCAGGAUUUUUGUGACUCUUCCACUUUAUGUAAAUUAAUUCUACUGUAAAUUGGUCCCAAUGUGUGUAAUCUUAAUGUAAAAUACUUUAAUUUGCAGCUCAAAUUAAAAUCAGGUGAUAGUG
Xiphias gladius (swordfish) is the source of this 1374-nucleotide messenger RNA. It is a transcript of the gene rrs1, whose product is annotated as ribosome biogenesis regulator 1 homolog. Gene Ontology annotation, cellular component: preribosome, large subunit precursor; nucleolus; nucleus. NCBI's taxonomy places the organism in Eukaryota, Metazoa, Chordata, Actinopteri, Istiophoriformes, Xiphiidae. Gene Ontology annotation, biological process: ribosome biogenesis; ribosomal large subunit export from nucleus; ribosomal large subunit biogenesis. The transcript has a single exon. The record is from RefSeq and is a predicted model, not a curated record. Gene Ontology annotation, molecular function: protein binding. Bases 56 to 1120 code for a protein of 354 amino acids.